Dioscorea cayenensis subsp. rotundata (Guinea yam) is the source of this 579-nucleotide messenger RNA. RefSeq lists its product as uncharacterized. The record is from RefSeq and is a predicted model, not a curated record. Bases 79 to 315 code for a protein of 78 amino acids. Lineage: Eukaryota; Viridiplantae; Streptophyta; Magnoliopsida; Dioscoreales; Dioscoreaceae. The transcript has 3 exons.
AGAAGCUCUCUUGAAAGUUGAAUCCGAGAAGAAGAAGAAGAAGAAGAAGAAGAAGAAGGGCGAGCGAGAGAGAGAUCCAUGGGGGGCGGCAAUGGCCAGAAGUCGAAGAUGGCUCGCGAGAAGAACCUCGAGAAGCAGAAGGCAGCCGCCAAGGGCAGCCAGCUUGAAACUAAUAAGAAGGCCAUGAACAUCCAGUGCAAGGUCUGCAUGCAGACAUUCAUGUGCACCACAUCAGAGGUGAAAUGCAAGGAGCAUGCAGAAGCAAAGCAUCCUAAGAAUGACUUAUAUCAAUGCUUCCCCCACCUCAAGCAGUAAUAAGCAAGAAUUAAACUUCAAAUCCUAUCAAGAACAUAAUGGAACCUGAUAAUGAUGUGUUUGCUCUAUGGUUUGAACAACAUGGAACAAGACCUGUGGUCUCUCUUCCAUUUUCAAGUAAAUUAUGGUCAUGGUGUUUUGACAGUUUCUGUGAAGUUGGUAAUUUCCUUUUUUAAAGUUUCUUAUGUCAUGGAACUGUUUGGAUGCUGAAAUCUUUCAGUUCUUAAAGAAUUAUAUGAUUGUCCACUAAAACUUUGCCAACUA